AUCUUGCACAUGUCAAAAACAAUUUGUGCGUCAAUACAAAGGCAAUAGGAAAAGUGAAUCUCCUCUACAACGUCCAUUGGAGAAUAUAAAUGAAAUGUUAAGCUGGAUUAAAAAGAAGAAACGUAGAUUGUUUGAAGACAUUUAUACAAACCAAGCAUCUAUAAACGAUAUAAAAUCGAUGAACAAUAAGAGUGAUACAUUCAGAGACCUGUCAAAAGAAAGUAUUAACUAUGUAGGACUACCAAAUUCAUUUUAUAAUAGUACACUUAAAGUGUUAGAGGAAUAUGUGAGGGAUAAAAAACAAAAAAAGAGUAAAUCAAACAAUAAUAACAAUUGGAUUAAUAUGGAAUUGAUGAGAUACAUCUGUAAUUUAUUAAAAAUGUCGCCUAACGAAAUAGAUAAUCUUUCAGUAUCAUCAAAUUCUGGUAUUCAACUAGAACAAAGUAUUUUGGAAAUAUCCAAAGCCAAUUUGGAAUAUCACAAAGAUAUUUUAAAUUAUAUAUCGAAGUGCUUGGAUAGUAAUCUGAGCGAUAUUAGUCGAGACCAGGCUUUAAGUUCGCCUCAAUACAUCGGUUUGUUAGAUAAGCUAUAUAAGCUUGCCGAUUAUUAUACAGAGAAGGCACAAGAAAUGCGGAACAUUUGCUUGGAGUCUCCCAGAGUCGAGAUUAAUAGUUUGGAUAAAGAUGCCUUAGAACAAAUUACAGAAAAUAAUCCUAGAGAUUGUAAAACUUCUGGUAGUUUAACUUCAGAGUUGUCUGUUGAUGGAGCAUAUGUUUUGGAUCAUUUAAGUUCACUAUUAGAACAAAGAGGGUUAAUUUGUUCUGAUAGAGAAUGGCCUAUUUUUGGAAAAGAUGACGAAGAAGAUAGCAGAAGCUUAACGGAACAGCUUCUGGAUAUUAAACCAAAUAUUAAAGUAGAACAUUCUGAAAAAGGUAGCUAUGACACUUUUUUACUUAAAAUAUUCGUUCAAAUAGAAAAUGUUUUAAUACAAUGA
Molecule: messenger RNA, 994 nt
Organism: Rhopalosiphum padi (bird cherry-oat aphid)
Lineage: Eukaryota; Metazoa; Arthropoda; Insecta; Hemiptera; Aphididae
Exons: 3
Coding region: 95-994 (299 amino acids)
Source: RefSeq, a predicted model, not a curated record